This is a messenger RNA of Drosophila persimilis, 822 nucleotides long. RefSeq names its product pyridoxal phosphate phosphatase PHOSPHO2. The record is from RefSeq and is a predicted model, not a curated record. Lineage: Eukaryota; Metazoa; Arthropoda; Insecta; Diptera; Drosophilidae. The coding region runs from base 8 to 805 and encodes 265 amino acids. The transcript has a single exon. Gene Ontology annotation, molecular function: phosphatase activity.
AUUUAAGAUGAUUAUCAUUUCGAAAAGCCUUUUACCUAUAGGGAGCUGGUUCUGGCGCUGCCCGCGUCCCCUGUGCCACAGUGGCGAGCCUGUCGGGAAUCGCGUUCUGGUCGCCUUUGACUUUGACAAGACGAUCAUUCAGCAGGACUCGUACCUGGCCGUGAGCCAACUUCUACCGGGGGCAAGGCGCAACAUGGCAUUGCUGGAAAUAUUACCGAAGUUUGGCUGGCAGAUCUUCAUUAACCGCGUGCUCCAGCUGCUGCAUGAAGACCACCAGCUGGACUCCAGGGCGACAGCAGUCGGCCAGCAAGUGCGCAGCAUUCCGGCAGUGCCAGGCAUGCUGCAUCUGAUGCGUUGCCUCAACAGAAAUCCCACCGUGGACAUGUGCAUCAUAAGCGAUGCCAACUCGUUCUUUAUCUGCGAGUGGCUGGAAUCGUACGGCAUCAGGUGCCUGUUCACCGACAUUGUCACCAAUCCGGGCUGCGUCCAGGCGGACGGUAAGCUGCUGGUCCUGCCCUACGAAGACCAGAUUGGCUGCGAUCUCUGUGUCCGCAACCUGUGCAAGGGCGGCGUGCUGCAACAGAUGCGCUGUGGCGAUCUCUAUAAGCAAGUAGUCUACGUGGGUGACAGCUGCAAUGAUCUGUGCCCCAUGAAGAGUCUCCGCGCCGGCGACGUCGCCUGCAUACGGCACGGCUUUGAGCUGCACGGCAGGAUGGCCGCACACAGAAAUAUGCUGAGUUGCUCGGUUCUGAUGUGGCGCGAUGGGCACGAGCUGGAGGAGCACUUGCUGCCGAGAAUCGCUUGAUAUGUACUCGAUGUGUG